Pieris macdunnoughi is the source of this 1074-nucleotide messenger RNA. The record is from the annotation of a GenBank genome assembly. NCBI's taxonomy places the organism in Eukaryota, Metazoa, Arthropoda, Insecta, Lepidoptera, Pieridae.
AUGACUUCACUUCUCUUUUUAAAAUCUGUGUUGUUUGCUAAUGCAACUCAAAAGAAAAAAAAAGUAAACAAGGUUAUCUCAAAACGAAAGAAAUCAUAUGAGCAUUGUCGAAUAUGUAAUAAAAUGAGGGCUGACAUUCAAAUUUUUGAUAAUUCGAAUAAAAUUAAUAUAUCCGAAGAAGUUGAGAAAAUAUCUGGUGUUAUGAUUAGUAAGUUUGAUGAUCAUUCAAAACACAUUUGUCAAAAUUGUUAUCAACUUUUAAAGAGCUGUAUUCUGUUUCGGGAGAUGUGUCAAAAAAAUAAUAAGAGGCUUGAAGUUGAAGUGUCUAUUAAAACAGAGCAAAUAGCUUGUAAUGAAAAAGAAAGUUUUCCUACAACCUGUGAAGAAGAAGACGUGUACAUACCAUCGCCUGCAAAUUCUGAUGAUGAAUUGGACCUUUGGCAAUGUUCUAUAUGCAACAAACAGUUUUUAAAUGCGAAAUUAUUUAAUUUACACGUCAGACAAUGUAAAAAUGUGAAUGGGGAGAAGAAAACAUUUUUAUGUGAUAUCUGUGGAAAAGUAACUAAGACUAAGGCAAAUCUUUUAAAUCACAAAAGCACACACGUCAACGUGUUCCCAUUUAAGUGUGAUGUUUGUCCGUAUAGAGGGAGGACGGUCGAUUUACUAAGAGUGCACAAACGUAGCCAUUUAAAAGAUAAGCCAUAUAAAUGUACUCAAUGCCCCAAAGCUACAACCACCUCUAGUAAUUUGGCCAAACACAUACAACAUGUCCAUAGUAAAAUUCGACCGCAUAAGUGUUCAUACUGUGAGAAAGCUUUUUCGACAAAACAUUGUAUGAACAAGCACAUCAAAGACAUACAUUUGAGACAAGGGACUGCUGAAUGCGAUAUUUGCUUUAAGAAGUUUAAUACUAAGAAAAUACUCCAAGGUCAUCGACAUAAAGUUCAUAAAAUUAAGGGCGAAAGACACGGUCGCCUGCCGUCGUACCUCCAAUGUCAAACUGAAGAAAAUCCUAUUGAUAAUGACACAUGUGAAGAUAUGCCUCUCGAUAAUUACUUACAUUUAUCCAAUUAA